AUGGUUGAUAGCAACUUACUCUCUCCAAUAUCUGCGUACGAUUCUAGAGGUCGUUCCAGUUUUCAUUCACGCUCACGUUCAGUAAGCGGAGAUCGUCGUCUUCAAGGUCGAUCAAUUACGCAUUCACCAUCGCCUAGUACGAAAAAGACGAAUAUUAUAGAUGGAAAUGUUAAGAUUGUUUUUGGAAUAGACUUUGGUUCAACGUCCACUGGUUUUGCUUUCUGCAAUGUACUAACUCCAAACAUUAUAACCUCAUUCGACUCGUGGCCACACCGUCGAGGUUCAUACAAAACACCAUCGGCACUCUUGUAUGAUGACAACCAUAAACUCCUUGCAUGGGGUGCACCUGCUCUGGCUGUUCGUCCGGCUAGACUACGGACUGCGGAUAGAAAAAAUGAUGGAGACAUUUGGAAUAAAAAUAAUAGUAAACCUGUUGUGAAUUUUAGAAAUGCCAUUUGUCAAGGCAAAAACGGAGGAGACAAGCUUAACUUGCCUCACGGUUUAACUAGUCCUGAUGUUCUUACUGACCAUCUAAGACAGAUUACCAAGAUGAUCGAGAAAUCACUUGACUUUAGGUGGCCAGGAAUAUCACUUCACGAGGAAGGAGCGAUAAUCAUGGUAGUACCGAACGGUACUGAUGCUGCAGAUCACAUGCAUAUACGGAUAUGUGCUGCUAAAGCGGGACUUAUCAAUGCUGAGAAUGGAUUAUUAGAGAUAGUAACUGAAAGCGUUGCAGGGGCUCUUUACUGCCAACCUUUAAUAUCUCACCAUAAUCUCAAAACUGAUUUCUUCGUCCUCAAUAGUGGCGGUAUCAGCAGCACACUAUCAACCUGUAAGGUUGACGAGCAUUUCAAUGUCUCUUCGGUCACUGAUGUACUUACCCUACCCAUAGGCUCAAUUGAUGUCGACAAAGAGUUUAUUGACUUUCUAGAACGUAAACUCGGCUCGAUUGCUAUCCAAACUCUUAAAGAACAACAUGACGGCCAACUUCAGUAUCUGUUAUUAUAUUUCUUCGAUCAAUUAAAAACACAUUUUACGGGAAAUGCAGAGACCUACACGCCGCUAGGGCUGGAUUUGAAGGAAUUUUGUCCAGCUGUUUGUAAUCAUAUUCGAACAGAUCUUAGACUGUUUCUAGAAGAGGAUGACUGGAUGCUUUACAUUCAAUAUGAAGACGUGAAAUCCUUUUUUGACAGUGUGAUCAAAAAAUUGUGCCAUGAAAUAAGUACUUAUGUAUUAUGGGAUAGAAGUCCACAGAAAGUAUUGUUCUUAGUUGGCGGAUUUGCAGAAUCAGAAUACUUUGUCAACAGCAUGCGCGACACCCUCCAUCAGUUUUCUCUCAUUGCUGUUCCCAAUCAACCAAUUACGGCUACAUCCCGUGGUGCAGUACAAUAUGGUCUAAAAAUCACUCGUACGUAUGCUCGUGUACUCUUUUACACGUAUGGAAUCCAAGUUACUCGUCCAUGGAUGGCAAACGAUUUACCCAGGGAAAGGGAUGUCAAUGGAAAUGUUACCGUCUUUCAUCCCAUAGUUCAACGUGGAACCGAAGUGCCCGUUGGUCGCAAGUUUACUAAAAACAUACACGAAUACCGCAAAAGCACGAAUCAGCAACUUGAGUAUAAAGUUUAUCGAACGACAAAAUAUGUUGGGAAAUACUGUGAUGAAGAGGGAAUGGAAUUGGUUGGAACAGUAAAGGUUUUGAACGUCUGUCAUGUUAGGAAAGUCGAAUUUUCUUUGACUUUUGAAAAAUUGGCUGUUGUUGCUACUGCUGCAGCCAAAGAAUGGGCGAAAGCUUAUUCCCAAGAGUUUGUGACUGAGCUGUAA
Paraglomus brasilianum is the source of this 1821-nucleotide messenger RNA. Lineage: Eukaryota; Fungi; Glomeromycota; Glomeromycetes; Paraglomerales; Paraglomeraceae. The record is from the annotation of a GenBank genome assembly.